UCCAGUGUGACAGCGGCGGCUGAGGCGCUCGCAGCCCGAGCCCGCGGUGAAGGGAAGGGGGCGGCGGCGGCUCGGCGGGGAGGAAGUACUGAAGGAGGAAGCCGAGGCGGCCGACGGGCACGGGCCGACGGGCGCACGCUGCGUCCUCGAGGAGAGCGAGAGCGGCGGUCCGAGCGAGGCCCCGGCCCGCGUGCGAGGACGAGCCGCUGCCCGGCGCCUGGGCCCGUGCUGCGGCUGAGGAACCGCCCCCUACGCGCCGGGAGGAGCGGCGUGUGAGCGCCUCGGCCUCGGCCCCGGCCCCGGCCCGCCCCAGCGUGCGGAGCCGCCGCCCCUGCGGCCCGGCCCCGACUCCGGCCCCGGCCGCGUGUGAGGGAGGCAGGCAGGCCAGCGGCCCCCGCCCCCGCCAUGAGCCACAUCGAGAUCCCGCCCGGGCUCACGGAGCUCCUGCAGGGCUACACGGUGGAGGUGCUGAGGAACCACCCCGAUGACCUGGUGGACUUCGCCGUGGACUAUUUCACCCGCCUCAGGAACAGCCGCGGCCUCAGCGUAGACGGCGAGAAGGGCGAGGGGAAAGGCAACGAGGACGAGGAAGACGAAGACUUUGAACCACCGGUUAUUAACAGAUACUGCAGAAGAGUGUCAGUAUGUGCUGAAUCUUUCAAUCCAGAUGACGAAGAUGAUAUAGAGCCAAAGGUGGUUCAUCCCAAGUCUGAUGAACAGAGAUCCAGACUUCAGGAAGCUUGCAAAGAUAUCCUUCUCUUCAAAAAUCUUGAUCAGGAGCAGUUGUCUGAGGUCCUUGAUGCCAUGUUUGAGAGGACUGUGGUGUCUGAAGAACAUGUCAUUGACCAAGGGGAUGAUGGUGAUAAUUUUUAUGUCAUUGAACGAGGCUCAUAUGACAUUUUGGUAACGAAAGAUAAUCAAAGUAACCGUGUUGGCCAGUAUGAUAAUCGUGGCAGUUUUGGAGAACUCGCCUUGAUGUACAACACUCCCAGAGCUGCUACCAUAGUUGCCACAACAGAAGGUUCCUUGUGGGGUCUGGACCGAAUAACAUUCAGAAGAAUCAUAUUGAAAAACAAUGCAAAGAAGAGGAAAAUGUUUGAAUCAUUUAUUGAAUCUGUGCCCCUACUGAAAUCCCUAGAGGUCUCAGAGAGAAUGAAGAUUGUGGAUGUAAUAGGUGAGAAGAACUAUAAAGAUGGAGAACGAAUUAUUGCUCAGGGUGAGAAAGCAGAGAGCUUUUAUAUUGUGGAGUCUGGAGAAGUGAAAAUAAUGAUUAAAAGCAAGACAAAUAAGGACACAGAGGAUGAAGUGGAAAUCGCCCGGUGUCAAAAAGGACAGUAUUUUGGAGAGCUUGCUCUUGUCACCAACAAACCCAGAGCAGCUUCUGCUUAUGCAGUUGGAGAUGUCAAAUGCUUAGUUAUGGAUGUCCAGGCAUUUGAGAGGCUGCUUGGACCCUGCAUGGACAUUAUGAAGAGGAAUAUUUCCAAUUAUGAAGAGCAGCUGGUGAAAAUGUUUGGUUCAAGCAUGGACCUGAAAGAUCCAGGAAUUUAAGGCACAGCAUCUCCCUUCUCCCCCGUGCCUUCUCAGUUUGACACAGAAACUCCUCCUGUCAACAACACAACACAUAAGGAAAACAGACACUACAGAACAGUUCCUGCCAUUGCUGCUGCUGCUGUCGUCUUGGGCAUUUUAGAAAACAUGUCUCAGCAUAUUUGGAUGGGUAGAGGCUGAAUCUAUGCCUCCACUUUGCUACAGAAAUUCCAUUUAUUAGACUUAAUUUCGUAAUGUUUCUAACCCAUUUUUCACACCUUUGGUUCAGAAUGGCAUGUCUCCAGCAAUUUAAGUGCCUGAUAAAAGUCCAAAGUGUAAAAUCCUCUUUUUUUCCCUCUUGCUGCUGCUACAGCUAUUGGCUAUUCUUUUUUUUUUUUUAAACAAGGCUGCAGAAACUGGUUCUGUCCCCAUUUUCCCAGGGAAAAAAGAUUUACAGCCUCUGAUCUCUUACUUUGUUGUUACCUCUGAGAAUGUCAAAAUCUGCUCUGAAUUGUAGCUUUUAGAUUUGAAAUUUAAAAUUACCUGGGUAUUUUUAACUCUUUAGCGCAUUAUGGUACUGUGAUGUCUGUGCUAUCUACUGAAAGCUACACAUGUUACAGGUGAUCUCAAGGCAUUUGGAGAGUCUUUGAAGAGAGUACAAUGCUGAAACAUAGGUCAUAGUCACAGGUCAUUCAUCAGUAAGUCUUUAAGGAGGAAGUAAGGAAGAGAAAAGGGACAAUCUGAGAGUUUGUUAUUUCAGCCCUCUGUGGAUGACAGAGCCAAUUAAAAAGAAAAGUUUCUCUGUGCAGUUAAUGACCGAAUUGUCAUCCAUUUAGAACAAAGGGUUGGAGGUGUCAUAGCUUUUAACUUCCUAAAAAACUUCUCUAUUAAGCUGCUGCCACCUUUUUCUUUCCAGUUGUCCACAUCGGCAGGUGGCAGUAAUACUGCUGAGAAGUUGAUGUAUUCCUUCUGCAAAGAGAGCCCUUUCUGUUGUUCAGAGAUAUCCUGUAGUUUUGCUGUUGAAUGAUCAGUUUUAAAAAUCUUUUUAAAGAGGAAAGUUAUUUUUUUGUAACUUAAAAGUAAAAAAUAUUUCUGGACUCAAGGGAGUUCCCUUUAAUUGUAUUUCUUUUGCAAUGUUCUCUCACUCAACUAGACAUUCCCAGAUGUCAACUGUAUUUGUUAAAGUUUUCAAAAAGUUGACAACAUUUACUAUUUCAAGGAAUUUAAAAAAAAAUACUUUGUAAUUGGGGAGUUCAAAAUGUCUGGUGUUCUAGUUUUCUUUUUUUGGGAGGUAAUUUAGUUUGUGUUUGAAGAGAACACCUCUUUAACCUUUAAUACAUAUCAAGUACAAUUUUGAGUUCCCUUGACUGUUUGACAUGCUUUGCAAUAAGAUUUUUUCCACCAGAGUGAUUGAGAAUCUCUCCUAAGGGGAUCACAGAAGCAGCACACAAUUUCAUAAGGAUUAUUAAAUUUAUAGCAGGGUAAUAGUAGAGGCUCUUCCCAUUUUCCAUUUUCUUUUGAGUUGUAUGAUUCACUGGGACCUGCCCAAGUGAUUAUGUACCUGGGGUUGUAUAAUUCUCAUUGUGGAUGAUGAUGCUAAUAGAGCUGACCUAAUCAUUUACCUUUCAUCACCAGGUGAGCCAGUGCUCUGUCAUGGGCAUAUGGCCAGUAUGGCUUACACCUGUGAAAAGCAUGACAGCAUGUACUUACCCCACACACACAUACGACGACAAACUUUCAGCCAGCAGCAAUCCUGAUUCAUUCAUCUUAAGGUGUUUUUUGUUUGUUUCUUUGGGUUACAUGAAUUGGAAGCAGAUUGAGUUGAAUCUUUACUAAGGGCACUGUGUUAGCUCACAGCAUGGUUUUCAUAAUUGUGAUCUGAUUUAUGAUUCAUGCUGAUAAAACAGGGAUAUAGCAUUGUUCAAAACCAUUUCAUGUUUUGAUGUUUUCCUGACUCCAUUCUUUUCUGCAGUGUCUGUUUUGUAUCAGAUGAAUCCAGAAAGCAACAGAAAUGUCAUUAAUGUUUCCAAGGUUUUGCACCUUUUUUCUAAUUUUUGGAUCUUGAAUUUUAAAUGGCAUGAACAACAAUAGUUCUUUGCCACAGGUAGCUGGGUUAUUUGGCUAUUUAAAUAAAUGAACUUGGUCUUUUAAAAGUAAUAGAGAAAAGGUGCUUUAAGAGACUAGAUAUAUGUGUAUUGUCAGAGCAGACCUAAUGUUGAUUUCCAAAAUAAAAGCCAAAAUGAGGUGCUGUUUGUUAACCAUGCAUCUAUAUCACUUAGACUGUCUAGCAAACUGCAUGCUAGGGAUAGAUGUGGAUUAUGUCCAAAAAAAAAAGUUUUAAGCCUUUCAUUCAUAGUCUAAAUCUGUUCUAUAAAAUCUCUUCCCAGUACCCCAGUCUUACUCACAUAGUUGUGCUGUAUGACUGUGGAACCCAACAGAUUUCAGGCCUUUUUUGUUGGUCUCAGUUGUUCUAAUUUAAAACAACAUAUGGCUCAGAAGACCAGAUCUCUCUGUUUUUAUGAACAAUUGUGGGCCUGUAGUUGAGCUUCAAGAGUGAGUAAACAGGGAUGUACAUAAAAGAAUGAAGGGGAAGAAUAGCAGCCAAGCUGGAUUUUUGAAAAUGGGGGGUUCUGAGGAUGUAUCUUUUUGCAGCGGGGAAAAGUCAAGUUAAGCAAACCAAACAGUGUUGUUUUCUAAGUCACACUGGUACAUGAAAAUGACAGUGACACUGUGGUAGAACUCAGUGAUAUCUCCUGUGUUUGGUGAGGGCUGCAGGUAGCCAGUAUGGAACAAAAGGAAGCUCCACCUUAGCUGGUUCUUGUUAGCCCUUUUAUCUUCUACUCUCCCUUGGGAGAAGGCUGAUUCAAGCAAUUCUUUCCAGGCCUUGCCAUUUCCUUUGCACUGAGGGGAGAAGGGGCUUGAUUACUUGGAAAUUUGGUUAGCAGUAUUGAUAUACAUCUUCUGAGCCCAAUUUUAUUCCAAUGACUUUGACUCUUCUUUUAAGUCUCUGAAGGAUGAAUUUGUGUGGUUUUGUUUUCUGGAUUGAUGUUGCUCUGUGUUCUGUUUUUUAAAAAAAGGCAAAAACUAAAAACCCAACUGCUGUGGAUCCUUGGAGAUGAUUGUGAAGAGAGCUCUGCAUUUGAGCAUGUUAAUAAAAGAACCCAGCAGUAAAAUGGGCAAGAGACAGUGUCCUUGAGACUAAAAGAAACAAUUUGUCCUGCUGAUGCUCUGCUUGUGAUUUUUGUGAAGUCAGUGAGAAGAGCUUUUCUUGGUCGGCAGUGUCCUUGGCUUAUGAUAUUUCUGUUUGAUGUCCCAGCCCAGGCUUUUCAUAAUGUAUUUAAAAAAAAAUGAAUCCUGUCUCUUUUUUUUUAAAAAGUGCAUUCUGCCCUGAGAAAAAGGAAAAAGAAAAAAAAAACAACCUUUGAAGUGACAUCCUUCAUACUUUGUUUUCAGUUAGUUGAUGUUGUCAUUUUUGUUCUUAAAUUGUAUUUGUAACCAGCCUUGCCAAAAUAGAAAUUGUUUUGGUUUUUUUCACUCCACUUACCUAUUGUUGUUCUUGCAGUUAUUACUGCUUAUGGUCUUCAGUCAAGUCAGUCAUCUGUUGUACAGUCAGAGACCCUCCUGUUUGUUUUAAUACCGUACAGGAUUGUGUCUGUACUAUAAAGAUAGAAGAGGAAAAUUUCACUAACCUCAUGGGAGACUUCCUUAACUCCAUUUAGCCUGAUUCUGGCUAAAAAUGGGUAACUAGGGUUUCUUCCUCCAUUCACAGUAAUAAAAAACAAAACAAAAAAAAUCUAAUUCAGCAUAAUUAUGCUACCUCAAGGCUAGAAGUGCUUUAAGGGUAUUUCACCUGAGUUCUAAACAUGACAUCAAAAGUGUCGCAUUGGAUUUGUGAGAAUCCCCACCCAAAGUAAUUUAAAGGAGGGACCCCUUAUUUUGGCCCAUUAUAAAAUAGUAUUUGACUCUAAAUAAGAAGAGUUGUUCUAUAGUAUUCAACAUAUAAAUGACCAUUUUUAAAGAGUCACCGUCUACCACAAACAAGCUUUGGGUUUUAAAAGGGAAAGAACUCACCGUCUCGGGUUUGCUUCAUCUUUGAUUAAUAAAUGCUGACAUGUUGUGUCAAA
Molecule: messenger RNA, 5651 nt
Organism: Dromiciops gliroides (monito del monte)
Lineage: Eukaryota; Metazoa; Chordata; Mammalia; Microbiotheria; Microbiotheriidae
Gene: PRKAR2A
Product: protein kinase cAMP-dependent type II regulatory subunit alpha
Exons: 11
Coding region: 406-1548 (380 amino acids)
Biological process (GO): regulation of protein phosphorylation
Cellular component (GO): cAMP-dependent protein kinase complex
Molecular function (GO): cAMP-dependent protein kinase regulator activity
Source: RefSeq, a predicted model, not a curated record